Molecule: messenger RNA, 2228 nt
Organism: Strigops habroptila (Kakapo)
Lineage: Eukaryota; Metazoa; Chordata; Aves; Psittaciformes; Psittacidae
Gene: NEMP1
Product: nuclear envelope integral membrane protein 1
Exons: 9
Coding region: 1-1365 (454 amino acids)
Cellular component (GO): nuclear envelope
Source: RefSeq, a predicted model, not a curated record
AUGGGGAGGGACCCCCGCGGGGCUGCGGAACCCCGCACAUCGCUCCCCCCCCCGCGCCGUGCCGUAGAGCGGGACACGGAGCCGCCGGCCCCGCAGGAGCCGCCGCGGCCCCGGUCCCCCCCCACCCCACCCCGCACGCUGCCCGGUGCCGGGACCCCGGUGAUCUCGCUCCUGGAGGGACACACGUACCAUCAGUCGGCUCCUCGUCACUUCUGCUACACCAACACGCACAACCCGCAGUGGCACGAGAUCUGGACCAGGAUGCAGAUCCGGGUGAACAGCAGCCGCAUGAUCCGAGUCACCCAAGUGGACAGCGAGGAGGAGCUGGGCGAGUCCAGGCUGUGGAGUUUCCUUUCGUCCUUCCUAAAGGAGAAGCUGAACGACACCAGCAUCGACGUGGAUCUCUACAGCAAGAAAACCUGCCUCAAAGUGGAGCUGCUGGAGGACGGCACCAUGUACUGCGUCGUCCUCUUCCGACGCUUUGACCCAAAGCUGUUCCUGGUGUUUUUCCUGGGCCUUUUGUUGUUCUUCUGCGGGGACAUGCUGAGCAGGAGCCAACUCUUCUUCUACUCGGCCGGGAUCAGCUUUGGCUUGCUGGCCUCCCUGCUCAUCCUCAUCUACAUGGUGUCCAAGGUCCUGCCCAAGAAAAACCAUGUUUACUUCCUGCUGGUAGGAGGCUGGUCCUUUUCCCUGUACCUGCUUCAGUUGGUCUUCAAGAACCUGCGGGAGAUCUGCAAGACCUACUGGCAGUACCUCCUGGGUUACCUGCUGCUCAUGGGCUUCGUGAGCUUCGGCAUCUGCUACCGGUACGGCCCGUUGGAGAAUGAGCGCAGCAUCAACCUCCUCUCCUGGGCUCUGCAGCUCCUGGGCCUCUUACUGAUGUACUCAGGCAUCCAGAUCCACCCCAUCGCCUUGGCCUUGGUGCUCAUCGCCAUCUGCACCAAGAACCUGGAGUACCCCCUGCGCUGGGCCUUCGCUGCCUAUAGGAGGGUGCAGAGCGCCCGGCUUGGGCCGAGCCCCCCGCGCCUGCUCACAGAGGAGGAAUUCCGGGUCCAGGGCGAGGUGGAGACCCGCAAAGCCCUUGAGGAGCUUCGGAGCUACUGCAGGAGCCCGGAUUUCUCUGCCUGGACUGCGGUGUCCCGCAUCCAGGCUCCCAAGAGGUUUGCUGACUUUGUGGCUGGUGCCUGUCACGUCACCCACGACGAGGUCUCUGUCCACGAGCGGGAGUACGGCCUCGGCGGCAUCUUCCUUGAGGACCAGCUCUUCAAGGAGGAUGAGGAUGAUGAGGAGGAGGAGGAGGAGGACUCCCUUGACAGGAAUCACACGUGUAACUCCGUGCCCCACAACCACCUCGAUGCUGAUUGAGGUCGGCUGCCCUACAUGGAGGUGAGGGGCAGAACUGCUCCUGCCAUGGAGGAGCCCCUCUUCCUGCCCCAGCACCUCCGAGCUCUACUGGGAGCGUCUCCUGCCUGCGGGGUGGGGACAGAGCAAAAGGUCUGUCUCGUGUGCAGGUGCCUGUGAGGGUUGAGGUGCACGAGAGGACCUUCGGACCUGUCCCAGCAGUACCUGCGUGCUCAGCCCGUGCCCGCAGCCAGGCUGCGGCGAGGAGCGACCGGCUCCUCCUCUUACCAAAGACACCAGAGGGCUCUGGCUGGGUGGGAUCUGCCUCUGCCUUGUCUUAAAUUCCCUGUGGAUACCAAAAAAACCCCCAGUGGAGACAUGGCUCAGCUCCGGCGCUCAGGAGAAGCCUCAAAGUCCAUGUGGUGCCCUGCACAUCGCCCUGCUCCCCACUGCUGCUGCGUCCUGGCAGAGGCCGGGAUCAGCCUCCCUGUCCCCCUGCCUCAUGCUCCCUGGGCUGAGGAUGAGUGCGGAUGUGCUUCCUCCCCCCCGCGCACACCUUGCAGGCGAUGGGGUGCUGGCACCUCCCUGGGCCAUUGAAGCCCUUAACCAGUGUUAUGUGGGGCUAUCCCCACUGCGCUCCCUCCUGGCUCUGACAGAGUUGGAGGGGACACCCCAUCUAUGCAAUCACAGCAGCCCUGUGAGGCCCCUUCCUAAGCAAUAACACUGCCCCUUUUGCCACUGCUGCCCUGGCCCUGUCCCAGGUUUGCUCCCCUGGCCUUGCCUUGCUUUCCUUUCCUUCCCAUGCUGGUGUGAGCACCCUCUCUUGCUGCAUCCCUCUGUGUGAUUAAUGACUGAUUAUAUUUGUAAUAAAGAUGUAUUUUGUAGGU